CGGCCGUUGGUCAAAGGAAGUCCCGCCCUCCAGGUUUUGUGCGGCGUGUACGCUUGUUGGCGAGUACGGUAGCAGCGAAGGGUCGUUUCUGGUCUUUCUUUGAGUUCGGUCCGUAAAGGCGGCAGGAGGAAGGCAGCGAUGGCUCCCAAAGGCGGCACUGGUAGCGGUGGGGCUCGGCAGCAAUCUGAGGAGGAGCUGCUCCUGCAGGAUUUUAGCCGCAACUUGUCGGCUAAGUCCUCUGCGCUCUUCUUUGGCAACGCGUUCAUCGUCUCUGCUAUCCCUAUUUGGCUAUACUGGCGGAUAUGGCACAUGGAUCUCAUUCAGUCUGCCGUCCUCUACAGCGUUAUGACCCUUGUCAGUACAUAUCUGGUUGCUUUUGCCUACAAGAACGUAAAGUUUGUUCUUAAACACAAAGUAGCCCAGAAGAGGGAAGAUGCCGUGUCCAAAGAAGUAACUCGCAAGCUCUCAGAAGCAGACAAUAGGAAGAUGUCACGUAAGGAGAAAGAUGAGAGAAUUUUGUGGAAGAAGAACGAAGUGGCAGAUUAUGAAGCAACAACAUUCUCUAUCUUCUACAAUAAUACACUCUUCCUGGUCUUGGUCAUCAUUGCCUCCUUUUUUAUGCUGAAGAACUUCAAUCCCACCGUAAACUACAUCCUUUCCAUCAGCGCUUCGUCUGGAUUGAUUGCUUUGCUAUCUACGGGUUCCAAGUAGAUAGAAUUGGGUGGGUGGGUUGGCCCUACCCUGUCACAUUUAACUGCAUGGAUUGGGGAGUGUUCCUUUUUAUAUAGCUUGAAAACAUGAGAAUUUUUUUUCUACAAGAAGAUGGGAUGGAAAUAGAGAUUAUGGUUCCUUCAUAAAAUAAUAUAACAAAAUGAGUACACCAGGUAUUGCAGUUUCGGCCAGUGAAAUGCUUCUUUAAAAUACUUUUGACAGUUAAAACUUCUGUUGGACAUUGGGUUCAAAGAAAGGCAUAUGCACAUUGUGUCUGAAUGUCUCUUAGGAAAACGUUACAAAUUUUUUCUUUUUUCUGUCAGUGAGAUGGGCCAUGUUGGCUGCAAGCAGUGACUUUAUCCCUGAACAUUUUGUAAUCAUGUUUGAAUAAAAGCUUUAAAGAAUACGAGAA
Rhineura floridana is the source of this 1123-nucleotide messenger RNA. RefSeq names its product signal sequence receptor subunit 3 (gene SSR3). Lineage: Eukaryota; Metazoa; Chordata; Lepidosauria; Squamata; Rhineuridae. Gene Ontology annotation, cellular component: membrane; endoplasmic reticulum. The record is from RefSeq and is a predicted model, not a curated record. Gene Ontology annotation, biological process: SRP-dependent cotranslational protein targeting to membrane. The coding region runs from base 139 to 711 and encodes 190 amino acids. The transcript is spliced from 5 exons.